CCUAAAUACAAAGGCAUUUGCUUCCAAGGAAUUGUGGAAACUUUCACUCUCAAAUUUUUUUACCAAAAUGAGCAAGAAAGCUCCAAACAUAGUAAAACUAAGAAGCAACAUUCCAAAGCUUCUUGUCUAUCUAUAAAGACUAUUAUUGCUAAAUGUUGAAGCAUCACUCAAUUGAUUGAAAAGAUCACUUAGUAGAAGAUUCCAAGAGAGAAUGGCCUCAUACCCUAACAAGUUGAUAGCUCAGUUGGCAUUCAAGGCUGGUGGGCAUGUGUUUCAUCAGCUCGCGUCUCUUAAUCCCCGUCACUUCAUCAAAGCCACCCCUACGCACAUCCAGGAGUGUAAGUUGCAUCAAGGUGAUUAUGGAGUCAAUGGCUCCGUAAUCGAGUGGAGCUACACCGUUGGCGGCGAAACACGUGCUUCAAGGCAUCGACAAAGAGAAGAAGCAAAUCUUGUGGAAGAUGCUCGAAGGAGACCUUUGUGUGCUCUACAAGGACUUGGUCAUAACGGCCCAUGUUGAGAUCAAAAAUGGCGUCGACUUCAUCACUUGGACUAUAGACUACGAGCUCAUCUCACCCAAAAAUCCGCACCUGAUUUCCUUCUUGAACUUCCUCAUCUGUCUCACUAAAGACUUGGAGUCUCGCAUCUUUGGAUGAAUGAUCGCCUAAGUGUUGGGAAUUUGAUCUCACCAACCUACCCACAUAAUAAAUAUUGUUGAUUUUAUCAAGUCUAUAUAUAUAUAUAUAUAUAUAUAUAUAUAUGUUGUAAUUGCUAUAAGUGAGGGUUUGGUGAAGUUUAUGACUAUAUAUGUUCUCCACUCAAAAUCUAUGAAUUAUAUGUUUGUGUCAA
This is a messenger RNA of Salvia splendens (bonfire salvia), 846 nucleotides long. RefSeq names its product MLP-like protein 31. Gene Ontology annotation, biological process: defense response. The record is from RefSeq and is a predicted model, not a curated record. NCBI's taxonomy places the organism in Eukaryota, Viridiplantae, Streptophyta, Magnoliopsida, Lamiales, Lamiaceae. Bases 212 to 517 code for a protein of 101 amino acids. The transcript is spliced from 2 exons.